AGCCAUUGAAUUCAAAGCACGCCAGCAGCCGGGCGCUUUGAAGGCUCACUGGGAGCGCAGCGCGGAGCGCGGAGCGCGGACGGAGUGAGGGCGCGAUGGAGGUGACUCGCUGGCUCCAGUCCGUCCUGCAGGAUGAGCGAGCUCUCGUGAUGAAGGCAUUAGAGUCGCAGCACGACCUGAUCCUGCAGGAGAUGAGCUCCAAGAUGGAGGUGCUGCGCGUGCCUGACGUGGGUGAGGCGGCCGAGAGUAUGAGAGAAGAGCCUCCUGUCCCGCGGAAGCGCUGCACGCUUCCAGGCCAGCUCGCUGAGAGUGACGAGGUGAAAGCUGAGACUGCGGAGCCUCAAGACAAAAGAUGGCUCAGUCCAACCAGCACUACCCUUUCCAGGAUGAUGACGGCGGAGGAGGAUUUCCCAGAAGGAGAUGGGAGUUGUGGAAUCAGGUCCGCGGCUUCCGACGUCCACCAUGACGAGCCCGCGAGACAGAGAACUGGCAGAAGUUUAACCAGCAGAAGGCCCUCCGUCCUCCUUGACACCAUCCAGCAAGCAGGCAUUCGAAGAGCCAAUGGGAAGCUGGCGGAGGCCUUGAACAGACCUGUGUGGCAUCCAGGUAGAUUCGUGGGAAGCACGCAUUUCGACGUCUUCUUUUGCAUCGUGAUUCUUCUCAACACCAUCGUGAUGGGCUUCGAGCUGCAAUAUGAUGGCCUGCAAAGGGGCUACGAGCUCAACUACCCCCACUUCACCAGACCGGCUCGUGAUGUGUGGCCUCAUGCUGAAGCAGCAUUUGUAGGGUGUGACUGGGUAUUUGGCUUCCUGUACGUAGUUGAGAUCAUCAUCCGAGUCGUGUGGAGCCGGUGGGCAUUUAUUUGGGAUAUCUCAAAUUGGUUUGACACGUCCUUGGUCCUCCUGUGGAUGGGCGAGCUGACUUUGAGCCGCGAAAAUUACCUGGACUCAGGAGUUGUGCGAACAUUGCGGUUGGCCAGAGUGCUUCGUUUGGCGAAGAUCAUCAGGACGAUCCAAGGAUUUGAUGCCUUGUACAUUAUGACCACGGCGAUGUCCGCAAGUCUUAUCAUCCUCUUUUGGUCCUUCGUGCUAUUGCUUGUGGUUCAGACGACUAUCGCGCUGUCCUUGACCCAAAUCCUUGGAGGCUUCUUCCAGGAUUCCGAAGUUCCAGCUUCCAAGAGAGUGGAGGUCUUCGAGUACUUUGGUACAGCAUCCAGGGCCAUGUUUACCAUGUUCGAGCUAACGCUGGCGAACUGGACCAUCGCCGGGCGCACCCUCUCCGAGAACGUUUCCGAAUACUUUGCAAUUUUCAACGUGGCCUACAAGCUGGUGGUUGGCUUUGCCGCCGUGGGCAUCAUCAACGCGGUUUUUAUGCAAGAGACCUUUAAAGUUGCCGCUUCCGAUGACACCGUCAUGAUGCGGCAGAAGGAAAGGGAGCGGCGCCUGCACACCAAGAAGAUGAAGAUACUCUUCGAAGCUGCAGACGAGUCGGGAGACGGAGUCAUAGACCGGGAGGAGUUCCGGCGCGUCUUCGACAUGCCGGAGAUUAGGACAUGGCUGGCCGCGCAGGAUUUGCCUGUAGCUGAUCCAGACGUACUCUUCAAGCUGCUGGAUGACGGUGACAACGAACUGACUGCCGAGGAAUUGGUGAAAGGCGUGGAUCGAUUGAAAGGAGCCGCCAAGAGCAUUGACUUGGAGGCAUUCAUUAUGGAACACCGCAGUUUCGCGAAGCAAGUCUGCUCCAAGCUCGGGCUGCCGGAAGUCGCCCGCGUGUCGCGGGAGGCCCAGGGGCCAGCGCCCUGAGCGGCUUGUUUCCUGCGAGCACCGUGGCUGCUGAAUUCAGCAAUCUUCAGCCUUGCAGUAAGUUUAGCACGUUGCA
Molecule: messenger RNA, 1878 nt
Organism: Effrenium voratum
Lineage: Eukaryota; Dinophyceae; Suessiales; Symbiodiniaceae
Source: the annotation of a GenBank genome assembly